GACAACACAUAAUCCUGCCUCGACCUUUUUGUGUUAUUAUAUCACAGCUAGGAAGAAAGUAGGGCCAAAAACAGGACAGUCCUAUCCAACAACAAUGAUGCUGGGGAGUCGACCAACUUUCUGCCGUACGUUUGGAGUGUUAAAGAGGCUAAAAAGCACAUUAGUUAUUGUUGAACACAACAAUGAGAAACUCGCACCGUGCACCUUAAAUGCUGUGACAGCUGCGUCAAAAAUUGGAGGCGACAUCUCAUGUCUUGUAUUUGGAAAAAACUGUUCUAAGGUUGCACAGGAAGCCAGCAAACUAAAGGGUGUUUCCAAAGUACUGUUAGCUGAAAGUGAUGUCUUCAAUGGAUUUUUACCUGAGGCAGUAACACCAUUUUUGGAAGCCACACAAAAGCAGUUUAAAUUCACUCACAUUCUAGCCCCAGCUACUGCCACUGGCAAGAAUAUUUUACCUAGAUUAGCAGCCAAACUUGAUGUUUCUCCAAUUUCUGAAAUAACUGGUAUCCAAGAUGAGAGCACAUUUAUACGAACAAUUUAUGCAGGUAAUGCUGUACAGACAAUUAAAUCUAGUGAACCAGUCAAGAUUAUAACUGUACGAGGUACAUCGUUUGAAGCUGCAAAGCUAGACGGCAGUGCUGCGGUAGAGAAAGUCCAAUGUGAAGGCAGCAAGAGCUCUUCUUCUGAGUUUGUUGGUCAAGAGUUAAGCAAGAGUGACCGUCCUGAGCUGACCAGUGCCAAGGCUAUUGUUGCAGGAGGUAGAGGCAUGAAGAGUGGAGACAAUUUUAAACUGCUGUAUGACCUGGCGGACAAGCUUAACGCUGCUGUUGGUGCCUCCCGUGCUGCUGUUGAUGCUGGCUUUGUACCCAACGAUAUGCAAGUGGGGCAGACAGGGAAAAUUGUUGCUCCUGAACUUUACAUAGCAGUAGGCAUCUCAGGAGCCAUCCAGCAUUUAGCUGGGAUGAAAGACAGCAAAGUUAUUGUGGCAAUCAACAAGGAUCCAGAGGCACCAAUCUUUCAGGUCGCAGACUUUGGAUUGGUGGAAGAUUUGUUUAAGGCUGUCCCAGCAAUGACUCAAUUACUCAGCAAGAAAUAAGGGAAACAACUACAGCAUGACCAAGUUGUUUUUUUAUCACACAAGCCUAUCCCUGUGAUAGAAAUAUUCUAUUUCUUUUUUUUUUAUAUUGAGGUUGCAUUUAAACCAAUUUUAAUGGUUUUCUUAGACUGAAAAAAAUGUUGUUUGAUUAUUUGCAUUGCAAAGACUUUACUGCAAUACCAUAUAAUCAGUGUCACAAUAUUUGAUCAUAAUUCUUGUGUUGAACAUUAUCAUACUUUUGAAAGCCAGAAUGUAUGCUUGUAUUUAAGUAUUGACAUAUUGCAGUAAUUAAGCUAUGUAGUCAUGUCUAAAAUUGUUAUGUUUAGGUGAAUAAAGUAAAGAUUAAAUUUUUUGUUAGGAUUGUUCAAUCCAAGUAAAAUGAAAUAAACAUUUUAUAUGAACCAUGGAAC
Physella acuta is the source of this 1506-nucleotide messenger RNA. RefSeq names its product electron transfer flavoprotein subunit alpha, mitochondrial. NCBI's taxonomy places the organism in Eukaryota, Metazoa, Mollusca, Gastropoda, Physidae. The record is from RefSeq and is a predicted model, not a curated record. Gene Ontology annotation, biological process: fatty acid beta-oxidation using acyl-CoA dehydrogenase. Gene Ontology annotation, cellular component: mitochondrion. Gene Ontology annotation, molecular function: electron transfer activity; flavin adenine dinucleotide binding.